ACUAAUAUGUCCGAAAACAGCUCCUAAGGACCGAAACGCGCAGAACAAUGGAUGAUGUUACUGCACUGUGCCUUAGCCACCAAUAUGGUCGCUUAGCCAUGCCUGAAGCUGAAGCAUAGAAUUUUCUGGAUUUUGGCUCUCGGGAACUCAUCUCAUUAUUUUAUAUCUUGUGCUCAUCUUUUAUAUCUCCAUUAUUUAUCUUUAUUUUGUAGUUUAUUUCAUAAUUAAAUUAUAAAAAUUCAUUGACUACCGUAUGUAUGUUAGUAUAAAUGAUGGAUCUCGUUUGACCUGAAUUCAAAUACAUACUAAUAAUAUGCAAUUCUAAGUGUCUAAAUAAUUCAUGAUGUGUUGGAUUUUUAACAAUAUGGAGUUGAGAGAUUCCUUAAAAGAAAUGGAGGUGAGAGAAAAGUCAUGUGUAUUCAUCCUAAUUGCAAGAAAACGAACUUAAAUUAUCUUCUCUUCUUCUCUUACUCCUUAAUGUUAUUAGGUUUUCAAACACUUAACCUUAAAAAUUUCCCUCUAUUUCUAAUGUAUUAAUUACUAAUGAGAGCAAUCCUAAAUUUUUCCCAUCUCAUCCUAUUUAAAAUUUGAAUUUCGGUGGAACUUAGUGGAGUUUGUAUUGUUAAUUGGGUAAUUGUGGCUUUAUGGUUUGUAUGCAAAGUUAUUUUCAAAUUUCCAUGCAUGGUAUACAUAAAACAUUUAAUUGUGGCUUUAUGGCUUUUAAUCAGAUUUUGUUUGGCUUUCCUUAUUUUUAGGCUUACUAUUAUUUAUGCAAUUUGAUUUUCAAUUCAACUUUCUCUCUUUUAUUAAGCACGGCCUUUCUGUUCUUCAAAUUUCCUCACACCAUAACCUCUCUCAUCCUCCACGCCAUCACCAACAGAGCCAUCAAAUGUUCGUUUCUGCACAAAUUGCGUUCUCAAACAACAACAAGGCACUUCUUUCCCUAUUUGUUUCGAACUCUUCGACGAACCCUUCCAUACCUAAUCUUCACUUCAUGUGCAUCCGUUGUCCUUCAAUUACUCAUCGAUCUCGUGUUCUUCCUUCUUCGACGCCUGAUUUCGCUUUCCUUUGUCCUCCUUACGCCGAUCCUAAAUUCUCUUACUUCAAAAUUGUUCGGAGUGGUAUUGAAUUUCAUGCUAAUAAGGUUCUUGCGGCCGCCGCAGAGAUUUUGGCUAAUACUUUGACUAGAUCGGAUGGAUGCUGAGAGAAGAGUUAUGGUUACGGUUGGAGCUAGGUUUAUAAACGGAGCUUUCUUCUGUUUGGGAUCUUUCAGAAUCCAAGUUCCUCCGCCUUCGUUUUGUUUCAAUGGAGCGCCAAAUGAGAUUUUUUUCGGUGACUGGUGUUCUGCGGUUUACACAAUGAGGGACCCUUCAACCCAUCACAGUACGUGUUGUUUACAUCCAUCUACUUAUAGAUUCAGACUUAAUUUAUUUCAGCGCAAGGCAAAGCUACCCGCUUGCUUCUCAAGGGAGUAUGGAAUGGAAGUGGCUCCCUUAGUUAUGCUUCGUGAUCCAAGCAGGAAUGAAUUCGAGGUUAUGAUUGAGAAGAAGAAUGGUAAGGUCUAUUUCACUGAUGGAUGGGCUACAAUGAAGGAUUUUUAUAUCAUCACUGCUUGCUCAUGGAUGACUGUGAUAUAUGCAAAUCGCAACCUAUUUCUCUUUCGUGGAGUUACUAGGAAAGAAAGGGAAUUCCUCUAUCCUAGGUUCAGUCCUCCGAAGAGAUUUCUUUUGAAACACAUGUCCCCAAGCUCUGCAGGGAACACUACCAUUCCUAAUGCUCUUGCUUUUUUGUUCUUCCAAAGAAAUUUUACCACACCAUUCAGAAACAGUUGACAGCUUCUGAUGUGGACUCUGGAAAUUUGUCUGUUUUGUCUGCUGAAGCGACCGAACUGCCGAUAGUUGAUUACUUGCGGUAUAGCUGGAAAUGUAACAUGAAGUUCAGUAAUGGCAAGGAUCUUCCGUACAUCAUUUAUGGGCAGUGGAAACAAAUUUGCAAAGCACGUAAGUUCACUAAAGGAUCAAUGGUUAAGUUUGGUGUGACGGAUGCAAAUAAUAGGAUCAUUUUCAUACUUCCGCCUCUGAUGUUGGUUCUUCGUUCAAGGAUUCCUCUGAUCAGUAUUUCCGGAAGAAUUAGUGGAUAUGGACUGUCACCUAACUUGGAAAGCUGCUCAUAUAUUUCCUUUUGUUCAAUGUUAUCUUGAUGUUUUGGUUUUUUGUUUUUAGUUUGGGACAUGUAAUGCACAUUUUUGAUGCACUUUUUGGAUGAUGUUGUUCUGUUGCUGUUAUGUUAUGCUGUGUUGAUCUUUUGCGACUGGAUUUCGGUUUUGUGGGCUAUUGUCAUGUUUAAUCAACACUAAUUUAAUGUUGUUUUGCUUUGACUA
Molecule: messenger RNA, 2380 nt
Organism: Medicago truncatula (barrel medic)
Lineage: Eukaryota; Viridiplantae; Streptophyta; Magnoliopsida; Fabales; Fabaceae
Exons: 3
Coding region: 1194-1832 (212 amino acids)
Source: RefSeq, a predicted model, not a curated record